AUGUCCGUCGAUCCACGCCUGCGGGCGCGUCAACAGCUGCAGUCCGCGCCUCAGGCUGCACCUGUGCCCCCACCACCUCCCCCGCCGCCCAUGGAGCCUCAACCCAUGGGCAUGGACGGCGCGAAUGAUGCACCGGCCCCCGCGAACCCUAUCGCGGUUCCUGAUGACCAGUUCAAACUCAAGUUCUGCACCGUAUGCGCCAGCAAUCAGAACAGAUCAAUGGAGGCACACCUCCAACUCGCCUCCGCCAACCUCCCCACCAUCUCCUUUGGGACCGGCUCUCUUGUGCGCCUCCCCGGCCCGACCAUCACCCAACCCAAUGUGUACCAUUUCAACAGUACGACCUACCGCACGAUUCACGACGAGCUGUCAGAGCAAAACACCGCGCUAUACACGCACAACGGCCUGCUCAACAUGCUGGGGCGCAACCUCAACAUCAAAAGCUUCCCCGAGCGCUUCCAAGACUGGGUUCCUGGGAAGCCGCGCCUGGAGCAUGCUGAAGACCAGGGAUACCAAGGCACCGAGUCGGGCGUGGUAGACGUGGUGAUUACGUGCGAGGAGCGCUGUUUCGACGCCGUGCUGGAGGACCUGCACAACAAAGGUGGCAAGCUGAAUCGCCCCGUGCACGUCUUCAACGUCGACAUCCGCGACAACCACGAAGAAGCGCUGGUGGGCGGCAAAGCGAUCCUCGAUCUCGCCCUCAGCCUGAACGAGGCCGCCGGAAAAGAGCGCGAGGCGCACGGCGAGAGCGGUUGGACAACAGGCGGCGGAGCGGCACGCGAUGGCUUCGACGAGAAAGUCCCUGAGAUCUUGGCAAGCUGGCAGGAGAGGUGGCCACAGAUGCCGGCGCUGUGGAGUUUGGCCUGGUUCUGA
Ascochyta rabiei is the source of this 873-nucleotide messenger RNA. Its product is annotated as Protein-serine/threonine phosphatase. The transcript has 2 exons. Gene Ontology annotation, biological process: termination of RNA polymerase II transcription. NCBI's taxonomy places the organism in Eukaryota, Fungi, Ascomycota, Dothideomycetes, Pleosporales, Didymellaceae. The coding region runs from base 1 to 873 and encodes 290 amino acids. Gene Ontology annotation, molecular function: RNA polymerase II CTD heptapeptide repeat phosphatase activity. Gene Ontology annotation, cellular component: mRNA cleavage and polyadenylation specificity factor complex; nucleus. The record is from RefSeq and is a predicted model, not a curated record.